Microthlaspi erraticum is the source of this 1818-nucleotide messenger RNA. The record is from the annotation of a GenBank genome assembly. Lineage: Eukaryota; Viridiplantae; Streptophyta; Magnoliopsida; Brassicales; Brassicaceae.
AUGAUGGCUUCUACUUCUACUACAUCAUUUUCUUCUUCUAGACCCACUCUUCAGUCUCUAUCGUUUUCCUCUUCCUCGACACUCGGCAACAAGAACAAACUAAACCCUUCCUCUGUUUCUUUCUCCGUCAACAAAAGAUCUUCCGUCUCUUCUUCUCUCCAAUCUCCGACUACAUACCAACCACCGUCUUGGAAGAAACUAUGCAACGACGUCGCUUCCUUAAUCCCCAAAACAGCUAACCGAACUCCGAUCUCGAAACCAAAACUAAACCCGGUACAGAGAACCGCUGCUACGAUCUUAGACGCGGUGGAAAACGCCAUGAUCUCACACGAGCGCCGCCGUCAUCCGCUUCCUAAAACAGCCGACCCCGCCGUUCAAAUAGCCGGAAACUUCUUCCCGGUACCGGAGCAACCAGUCCGGCAUAACCUUCCGGUGAGUGGAACAGUACCGGAGUGCAUUCAAGGAGUGUACGUCAGAAACGGAGCGAAUCCGCUUCACAAACCAGUCUCCGGUCACCAUUUCUUCGACGGAGACGGUAUGGUUCACGCCGUCCGGUUCGAUAACGGUUCGGUUAGCUACUCGUGCCGGUUCACCGAAACAAACCGGUUGGUUCAAGAGCGAGAAUUCGGCCGCUCUGUUUUCCCCAAAGCAAUCGGAGAGCUUCACGGACAUUUAGGCAUAGCCAAGCUAAUGCUCUUCAAUGCCCGUGGGCUAUUCGGGUUAGUCGACCCGACCCGAGGACUCGGUGUCGCUAAUGCCGGUUUAAUCUAUUUCAACGGUCACCUCUUAGCCAUGUCUGAAGACGAUUUACCGUACCAUGUUAAAGUCACUCCAACCGGAGAUUUACAAACUUCGGGCCGGUACGAUUUCGACGGUCAGCUAAAAACCACAAUGAUCGCCCACCCGAAAAUCGACCCGGAAACCCGAGAACUAUUCGCUCUCAGCUACGACGUCGUUUCGAAGCCUUACCUUAAAUACUUCAGAUUCACAUCCGACGGCGAGAAAUCUCCGGACGUCGAGAUUCCUCUCGAUCAACCGACGAUGAUCCACGAUUUCGCGAUCACCGAGAACUUUGUCGUGGUUCCGGACCAGCAAGUGGUUUUCAGAUUACCGGAGAUGAUCCGAGGUGGCUCUCCGGUGGUUUACGACAAGAGCAAGAAAUCGAGAUUCGGUGUUUUGAACAAAUACGCGGAAGAUGCUUCGUCGAUUCAGUGGAUCGAAGUGCCUGAUUGCUUCUGUUUCCAUCUCUGGAACGCUUGGGAAGAGCCGGAGACAGACGAGGUUGUCGUGAUCGGGUCAUGCAUGACGCCACCUGACUCAAUUUUCAACGAACACGACGAAACACUCGAGAGUGUUUUGUCGGAGAUAAGGCUAAACCUGAAAACAGGGGAAUCAACGCGUAGACCGGUUAUCUCAACCGAACAAGUCAAUCUCGAAGCCGGUAUGGUAAACCGAAAUUUAUUAGGUAGAAAAACCCGGUUUGCUUACUUGGCUUUAGCCGAACCGUGGCCUAAAGUGUCCGGUUUUGCGAAAGUUGAUUUAUCGAGCGGUGAAAUUCAAAAGUAUGUGUAUGGAGACGGGAAAUUCGGAGGAGAGCCUCUGUUUAUGCCGGAGGUUAACUCUGGUGACGGAGGAGAAGACUGCGGUUACGUUAUGGUGUUCGUUCACGACGAGGAGAAUGUGAAAUCGGAACUUCAGAUUAUAAAUGCAGUUAGUAUGAAGCUUGAAGCUACGGUUACGCUUCCGUCGAGAGUGCCUUAUGGUUUCCACGGGACAUUCAUCAGUAAAGAAGAUUUACUGAAGCAGGCUUUACAUUAA